Molecule: messenger RNA, 1653 nt
Organism: Colletotrichum godetiae
Lineage: Eukaryota; Fungi; Ascomycota; Sordariomycetes; Glomerellales; Glomerellaceae
Product: MFS transporter
Exons: 5
Coding region: 1-1653 (550 amino acids)
Biological process (GO): transmembrane transport
Cellular component (GO): plasma membrane
Molecular function (GO): transmembrane transporter activity
Source: RefSeq, a predicted model, not a curated record
AUGAAAGGCAGCGACGAUUCGACCGGUACGACCGAAUCGCAAGAGAAGACGGAACCCGAACCCGAGGCAGAUGAGCCACCAUACCCGACAGGUGUUCAGCUGGGGCUCAUUGUCUUUGCGCUGUUUUGCUCGGUCUUCAUCGUAGCCGUUAGUCAGACAGUUCUUGCAACAGCAAUCCCGACCAUCACGAGCGUCUUCAACAGUUCCGACGACAUUGCUUGGUACAGCACGGGAGAACAGAUCACGGCUGUUGCGUUACAACUUCCCUUCGGUCAAGCGUACUCACUCUUCAAUAAUAAAUGGACAUUCUUGACUUCGGUGGUUAUCUAUCUCGCUGGUAGCGCAGUUUGUGGCUCUGCGCCGACGUCAGUUGCCUUGAUCAUCGGUAGAGCUAUCCAGGGUGUAGGCAUGGCAGGGGUAUUCGGCGGCUCAUUCAUCGUCAUUGCUCGCAUCACGCCGCUUAGAAAGCGAAGUCUGUUUGCUGGUUUAUUUGGUGCUGCGUAUGCCAUAGCCAGUGUUAUCGGGCCUAUCAUGGGCGGUGCCAUCACGCAGAGAGCCUCUUGGAGAUGGUGCUUUUACUUCAAUCUUCCGAUUGGAGCUGUAGUAGUCGCGGUCGUCAUUUUCUGUUUGCCCCCAUCCCUCUGCCGGACCUCCACAGAGCUCAACUCCAUGACCCCUAUUCAACUGGCAAAGAAGUUUGAUCUUCUCGGUACUACUCUUUUACUAGCUUCUCUGGUCUGUCUGAUGCUGGCCUUACAAUGGGGCGGCGGCGAGUACCCAUGGAACGACGCGCGCGUUAUUGCAGUCUUGAUUGUGUUCGGCGUCAAUCUCCUCCCGUGGAUGGCACUACAGUACUUCCAGGGCGAUGAUGCCACAGUACCUCUCAGCAUUGUUAAGCAGCGCUCCGUUGCGUCUUCUAAUCUUUACUUGCUCUUUUUGAACGGAGCCUUUGGUGUCUUUAUCUUUUAUCUGCCUGUUUGGUUCCAAUCUAUUCGGGGAGAUGACGCUGAAUCUUCUGGCUUGAAACAGCUGGCACUCUGCAUUAGCACCGCCGUCGGUUCAAUUGCAGCUGGAGGCCUUGUCAUGGCGAUUGGUUUCUACAACCCAUUCGUGAUUGCGGGUUCCGUUUUAGUCACAGCCGGUUCUGCACUCCUAAUGACCAUCAAAGCUGAUGCUGCACUUGGCAUACUCGUUGGGGCUCAGAUCUUAGUCGGAGCUGGCGUCGGUGUCGGAGCCGAACAGGCCAACGUCGCCGUCCAGACAGUACUGCCCAAUGAAAAGAUUCCCAAGGGUACGAGUCUGACACUUUUCACGAGACUCUUAGGAGUCGCUCUUUCGGUGCCUAUUGCGCAGAGUGUUUUCCAGCAAGAACUCUCCAAGAAUCUUGGUAAUUCAGUCGCUGCCAAGAUUUACGGCGAUGGAGGUGCAACACAGAUCAAGGAGAACUUGCAAAAGAUUUUCGGGAACGGUACCUCCGAGUAUAACAGUGCUUUGGAUAAGGUCAACACUUCGUUGACAAGAACCUUCAUGCUGGCCAUGAUCUUAGCCGCGAUCUCUCUCCUGUUUGCGAUUCUCUUGGAGUGGAAGAACGUCAAAAAGGAGAAGAGGAUAUUUGACGAUGCAAAGGAACAGAAGAGCCAGCCCGAAAAGUGA